UUUGAGAUGCCUUUGUGUGUUGUCCUUCUAUUGUGGGAUAUUUUCAGUUAUUCUUGUCUUUACCUAAACUUGAGGUAACUAUUUUUGGUUUUACUACCCAUAUAUACGAUAAGUUUAGUGUAUCAAUACAAGGUUCCAAACUAUUGAUAAUAAUCGAAAAUACACUGUUAUUUUUUUUUGAAGGAGUGUUCAGUUUGUGUUUUCAAUAUGUGUUCGUUAGCAUGAAAAAAGAGUUUAACCCAAUGUUUUGUCAGAAUAGCUAGCAAGAAGAUUUUAAAUCUGACUUCUUCUUUUUUUAAAAAAAAAAUCUGACUUGCUUGCUUGUAUACAUAAAAUAAUAUAAAAAAAACUUAAAUUUGGAGUUGGUUGAUCGAAUCAGAUCAGAAUCAUUUGAUAUAUCUGGAUUUCUCACUUACUAAAAGUAAAAAUUCAUGUGUCCAUAGUUACACAUUAACAGUCUAAUCUUCUUCUUUUUCAUCAUGCAUAAGAAGAACUUCUUGUGAUUUGAUUCGUUAAUUAAAAGAAAACAUUUUAUAUUGGGUCGAACCAGUUGGUGUCAAACAGAAUACAAGCUCGGCCCAUAUAGUACUAUUGGAAACCUCUAUUCUUGCCGUCCAAGUAACUAAACUUGUACCUUGCAGUCAGAAGCUUAUUAAUGGCGGGACUCUUUGUUCCCCAACAUAAUUUGAAGAAAACAGAACAAGAAAUGCAAACUGAAUAUCAUGAAUAGUUCACAGAGCAAGUUGAUAGAAGAUGCCUUACUGAUUAUCUCUGCCAAGAUGGUCCGUGAUCAAUUUUAUACAGAUCCAACUUCACCAACUUAUCUGCACAUUUUCAAAAGCAAUAAAUUAAUUUCUUGACCCUUAUGAUAAUACAUCUACAGAUUAUUAUGUACAUAGCACUCUGAGUCUGUUAUUAUACAUUAAUCACCAUAAAUGUUUCUUCUCCUAACCAUUCCAAGAAAGACAAUAAUUACCCAAAAAAGCUUUAACUGUUAAAUCUCGUUCUCCUGAAAAAAGAAGAUCCAGAGCUGAAAAUAGAAGAAAAAUCAUGAAAGAAGGAAGAUUCAAGAAGAACCUAUACGCAGUCUUUUUCACUUUCUUCUUCUUCUUCUGUUCCACGUCGGAUUUGCUCCUCCCACGUUCGCCGUUAGAGAUGCUCACCGGAGGGAGGUGGGAUCUCCUGCAGCCGAGCAUAGGCAUAUCAGCGAUGCACAUGCAACUCCUCCACAACAACAAAGUCGUCAUCUUUGACCGUACGGACUACGGCCCUUCGAAUCUCUCCCUCCCUUCUCAAACUUGCCGAAACGCCACCGUUUUCGACUGUUCCGCGCACUCACUCUUAUACGACGUCGCUUCGAACACCUUUCGCCCACUCACUCUCCGAUCCGACACGUGGUGCUCCUCUGGCUCCUUAAACGCCUCAGGCUCUUUGAUACAAACCGGCGGUUACGGCGUCGGCGAACGAGUUGUACGUAUAUUUACGCCUUGCGACGGCGUUUCUUGCGAUUGGGUUGAGAACAGAGCGUACCUCUCCUCUCGCCGGUGGUACUCCACCAAUCAGAUUCUCCCCGACGGCAGGAUUAUCAUCGUCGGAGGGAGAAGAGCUUUCACCUACGAGUUUUACCCCAAGAAUCCGGGAAAAUCCGUUUUCAUUCUCAGAUUCUUGGCGGAGACGAGAGAUCCGAACGAAGAGAACAAUCUUUAUCCCUUUCUUCACCUUCUCCCCGACGGGAACCUAUUCAUCUUCGCUAACCGGAGAUCGAUUUUGUUCGACUUCGUCAAUCACCGAAUCGUCAAGGAGUUUCCGGUGAUUCCCGGCGGCGAUAAACGGAAUUACCCCAGCACUGGCUCCUCCGUACUCCUCCCUCUGUCACUCACCGGAGAAAAUAACCGAUCGAAGAUCGCGGCGGAAGUUAUGGUCUGCGGCGGAGCACCUCCCGGUGCGUUUCUAAAGGCGGCGAGGACGAUCCCUAAGGUUUUCGUCGGGGCGUCUCGCACGUGCGGGAGAUUGAAAGUGACCGACCCGAAUCCGAGCUGGGUCAUGGAGCAGAUGCCGGCGCCACGUGUCAUGCCUGAUAUGCUGUUGUUACCCAACGGCGACAUUUUGAUCAUAAACGGCGCGAGUAAUGGAACCGCUGGUUGGGAAGACGCUACUAACGCCGUUCUCAACCCGAUUUUGUACAUGCCCGAUGAACCCGACCCGACCCGGAGAUUUGAGAUUCUCGCGCCGACUCGAAUCCCUAGAAUGUACCACUCGGCGUCUCUCCUCCUUGCCGACGGCAGAGUCUUAAUCGGAGGAAGCAAUCCUCAUCGGAAUUACAAUUUCACGGCGAGGCAUUAUCCGACGGAGCUCAGUCUCGAGGCUUAUCUCCCGCGUUACCUGGAUCCGCAAUACUCCGGCGUGAGGCCGUCGAUUGUCACGGUGGAGCUCGCCGGGAAUAUGCUGUACGGAAAGUCGUUUGCGGUCACGUUCGUGAUUCCGGCGUUUGGGAUGUUCGACGGAAGAGUGUCGGUGCGGCUCGUGGCUCCGUCGUUCAGCACGCACUCGACGGCGAUGAACCAGAGGAUGCUGGUCUUGCGCGUGAGGCGCGUCGUUCAGUUAUCUGUUUUCGCGUACAAAGCUGACGUGGAUGGUCCAACGAACUCCUACGUGGCACCGCCUGGGUAUUAUAUGAUGUUCAUGGUUCACCGUGGAACUCCGAGUGUGGCUAUUUGGGUUAAAGUUUAAACGUGAAUGCAGUUUUUACUCUGCUUUUGACUCUUUGAUUUUACAUCAUUUUAGUGUACUAAUACAUUUUGUUAUGGUGAAAGUAAGAAAUAACGGAAACUAAGAGAUGUUGUCAAUAAUAAAACAAUAGAUAUAGAAGAUUAUGAUAUUGGUGAAGAUAACAAUGGUUUAUUAUA
Messenger RNA from Brassica rapa (field mustard), 2906 nucleotides. Its product is annotated as aldehyde oxidase GLOX. NCBI's taxonomy places the organism in Eukaryota, Viridiplantae, Streptophyta, Magnoliopsida, Brassicales, Brassicaceae. The record is from RefSeq and is a predicted model, not a curated record.